This is a messenger RNA of Prosopis cineraria, 1209 nucleotides long. Its product is annotated as ankyrin repeat-containing protein ITN1-like. Gene Ontology annotation, cellular component: plasma membrane. The record is from RefSeq and is a predicted model, not a curated record. Bases 1 to 1209 code for a protein of 402 amino acids. Gene Ontology annotation, molecular function: protein phosphatase 1 binding; protein phosphatase regulator activity. The transcript is spliced from 2 exons. NCBI's taxonomy places the organism in Eukaryota, Viridiplantae, Streptophyta, Magnoliopsida, Fabales, Fabaceae.
AUGCAUCAAAUUAUGAGGGAUCUCUGGGAGGCAGCAUGCAGUGGAGGGGAUGUAUCAACAUUGAACUCGUUGAUACAGCGAGACCCGUCAAUCCUUUCCAACAUAACUGCCUUACACAUAUCAGCUCUGCUAAAUCGUCAUGAUUUCACAGAGGUUCUUCUCAAUCACAAUCCCCAGCUUGCCACUCGAACGGAUUCUUCUAGAAGAACAGCCCUUCACUUGGCUUCUGCAGAGGGUAACUCGGAAACUGUGCAGAAACUGCUAGAAUUUAACCAUGAGCCAUGCUUGUCUCGCGAUACAGAAAAAAGAAUUCCUCUUCACUACGCAGCUAUGAGAGGGAAAACAAAGGUUGUGAAAUAUUUGAUCAAAAAGAAGCCAGAAUCUCUGUGUCUCCCUGAUGGAGCAGGAAGUACUGUUUUUCACUUGUGUGUGAUACACAACCAUUUACAGACUCUCGAAACUUUGGUGAAAUUUGAUCAUGCCACUGCCAGUAUUACUGAUGGUGAUCAUCUGCGUGAUCCCAUAUUUACACGCCCUGAUCGUAAUGGCAACACCAUUCUCCAUUUAGCUAUCACGUUUAAGCGAGUUGAGGCUGUAAGGUAUCUGCUGUCAAUUCAAAAUAUAAGAGAAUUAGCAAACAAGAAAAACAGUAAAGGCUGUACAGCCCACGGUAUCCUCGAGCACAGCCCAAAAGACUUCAUGACCCUUGAAAUGCAACACUUGUUGAUAAAUUCUGGCACAAUCGAAGCUGAAACAAAUGAAAUGCAACCUUUCGAAUGCUUAGACUUAGUUGAGGGUGGCAAAGCAUGUCCUGGAGAUGCAGUAUCGGCUAUUGGAUACACAAGUUAUUUUCACCCGUACCUGGCCAUCUGUUUUAUUGGAUUUCUCUGUGUCCUCCUCUUACUCCUAAGUGGAGUUCCUCUGAAGCAUAGAUUUGUGAUAUGGUCGUUAUCGCCUGGUAUGCGGAUUACACUCACGUUCUUAACACUUACAUAUCUUGAGGCCCUCUAUGUGGUGACUCCAGAUGUCCUUUUUGAGUCACCUUGGGAGAUGGUUAUAGUGUCUGUUAAGACUUGGAUUAUAUAUCUUGCGCUUGUUGCUGUGUUCAUCACAUUGCGCUUUGGUUUUUGGCUGGGCAAAAAACUGAAGGAGUUUAUCAACCGUCUGGAUAUAACAUUUCGUACGAGGAACAGAAACGAAAAGAUAUGA